Messenger RNA from Dinoponera quadriceps, 969 nucleotides. RefSeq lists its product as uncharacterized. Lineage: Eukaryota; Metazoa; Arthropoda; Insecta; Hymenoptera; Formicidae. Gene Ontology annotation, biological process: sensory perception of smell; detection of chemical stimulus involved in sensory perception of smell. The transcript is spliced from 3 exons. Bases 1 to 969 code for a protein of 322 amino acids. Gene Ontology annotation, cellular component: plasma membrane. The record is from RefSeq and is a predicted model, not a curated record. Gene Ontology annotation, molecular function: olfactory receptor activity; odorant binding.
AUGGCUCGUGCGAAAUUAUCGGCGACGGAAAAAUUCGUCGACGGGGUAGAAUCCGGCGCGUCGGCGGGCGGCGAGGAAGCGGGCAGUUUCAAUUACGCGGUCGCGGUUAAUCGCUGGAGCAUGCGGCUGUUGGGCCUGUGGCCGUUGGACGCGCGUCUCUCCUACCUCAAGUGCAGCGUGAUCCUCGGGCUGAUGAUUGUUGUCAUGUUGCCCGUGGUUACGUGCCUAUUUAUGAUAACGGAUUGGGUGGCGAUAAUGAAUCAGGUCAACAUGACGCUCCCGUCGUUACCGAUGUUCGUGCGUUUCCUCGUCAUGAAGAUAAAGGCCCAAAACUUACGGGUCGUCUUGAGCAGCAUGAGCCACGACUGGGCCAACUAUCGGCAUUUGUCGGUGCGAAACCGCCGUACUAUGUUCCAUUACGCCAAGAGGGGCAGGCGGAUCAAUGUGGUCUGCAUCGUGUGGAUGAUACUGACGAUCGCAGUGUACGUAAUAACGCCAUUCGGGAACACGUGGCUGAACAGCUAUCCUGGCAACGCGACCGGCAGGAGGCUGCCCGUGGACGCGUACUUCCCCUUUUCUCUGGAGCAGCCGUACGUGUACGAGAUGAUCUACGUCGUGCAAUCGAUCACGGGCGUUAUCGGCGGCAUGGUGAUCUUCUCUGUGGACUGCUUUGUUUGCGUCAUCGUGUUCCACGCGUGCGGGCAGUUGGAGGUGUUGGCCGCAACGUUGGAGCGACACUAUGACGCCGUCGAACACGAUCGCAAGGACGCGCGUUCCCACACCUGCGCCUGCCUGUCGUGCAUCGUGAAGCGACACGUGCAUAUCAUCAAUUACAUGGAUGUCGUAGAGAAAUCCUUCAACAACUUUAUCCUGUGUCAAUUAUUGGCGACCACUGUUAUCCUGGCAUUUCAAGGCUUCCAAAUCGUUCUGGUAGCGGGAAUAAUGCUUAUAAGUAUACAACAGGGCUAA